AUGAAAAUUAUUAAUAUGAAUUGUACAACUCGUAUCGGCUCGAUUACUAAUGCAAAAUACGUGUCCAACGAUACUAUUACUGUUAUCGAAUACAACAAUUCUUGCUCAGAAUGUCUUUGUAAGGCAUUCUUUUCAAGUCUAUCUCCAUCUUAUGUUGGAUUGAACUGCUAUAUGAAUAAUAAAACAUGUUAUCUAUUUGUCAAUUAUUCAUUAUCGGGAAUGGUAGUCAAAGAUAUCAAUACGAAAUUUAUAUUUAAACAGGCACCACCAUUUCGAAAUGUAACCGAAGAUCCGUUUCCAUUAAGUGGAAUUACUGUUGCUGGAUAUGGCAAUGGUUCAGCAGGAAAUACUUAUAAGAGUCUAAAAAAUCCAUUUGGGUUGGCAUUAGACGCUGCUGAUUUACUUUUCGUUGCCGACUAUUCAAAUAGUAGAGUGAUGAGGUUCGAACCAGAUUCUUUAACUGGAACUAUAGUCGCCGGCACCGGAGUACGUGGUACGGCUGACAAUCAGCUUGGUUCACCCGGAGAGAUAGCUGUUGACGCCUCAGGGAACGUAUAUAUAUAUGAUGAUUUGAAUUAUCGAGUGAUGCUGUGGCGGGCGAAUGCAACGAAUGGUACACGAAUCGCCGGGACUGGAACAAAUGGAAGUACAAACGAAAAUCUGGGCAGCGGAAUGGGUUUAACUCGCGACUCAUUAGGAAAUCUUUAUAUAUCGGAUAAAGGAAACCACCGCAUAAUGAAAUGGACACCUAAUGCGACUGUUGGUACAUUAUUUGCUGGCACCGGUACAGCAGGUAAUGCAGCUAAUAUGCUUAGAUAUCCUUAUGGUCUCUUUCUUGACGAGAAUAAUUCAUACUUAUACGUUACUGAUAGUGGUAACGCGCGAAUUCAGAGAUUCAAUCUUAGCAAUGGAACAAUUGGCACAACUGUUGCUGGUGGUCAUGGAAUAGGAUUGAGCAGUAGUCAACUGUAUAAUCCUUAUGAUGUUUGUGUUUCUAAAGCAGGCGAUAUCUAUAUUGCUGAUAAAUCAAAUCAUCGUAUUCAACUUUGGAAAGUUGGAGCAACAACGGGAAUAACAAUUAUAGGCAUGACAGGUAUUACUGGCGCUAAUGCAACACUAUUAUACGGUCCUUCAAAUGUUUUGCUGAGUGCUAACGAAAGCUUUCUCUACGUGAGCGAUAAUGAUAAUAAUAGAGUACAGCGUUACAAACUUCCCUGA
Adineta ricciae is the source of this 1218-nucleotide messenger RNA. NCBI's taxonomy places the organism in Eukaryota, Metazoa, Rotifera, Eurotatoria, Adinetida, Adinetidae. The record is from the annotation of a GenBank genome assembly.